AUGUCUUGUCAAAUUAAUUUCCCUGCCAUUGAUCAGUAUCUGCAACUAUCUCAAAGCCACACGGACAUUUACUCAGAAUGUUUAAGGACUUCACCAUAUAUAUCUUCAAGCCCAAUGAAUAUAAAGAAUGAAGACCCUUUCUUGGCAAAUGAAAGCUAUGAGAAAAUGCUGCCACCAAUGAUACCAAUCAGUUAUCAGAAUGUGGAUUCAGUACCUGAUUCCAAUUCCAAUUAUCUCGCCGAGCACUCUCCAGAACUCUUGGAUUUGGAUGACAUGAAACCAGACAUUCUACAUGAUUUUAUACACUCAUCAAAUUCAACUGAUCAUUACAACACAGAUCCAAGAAAUUGGUCAGAAACUGAUGUGAAGAAAUGGGUAUUGACCAAGUUGAACAAUUAUGGCGUCUCUUUGGAUACAGUCUGCUGGAAUGCAAUAAAUGGUAUAGGCUUGUGCUCUUAUAGUAAAGAGGAGCUGAUGACAAAUCUUUGUAACUCAACGGCAGCCGAGAUUAUAUACUCAGAACUAAAGAAAUUAAAGAAUGCCUAUACGAUGUAUGGCUACCCUAUUACUCAGUGGAAAAGACGAGGCAUGAAUCUUCCCAAAAAACAACCCCAUCUUCAGAGGUCUUGUUGUAAGCCAGAUACAAAAAUGAGUGUUCCUAAAACGGCCAUCAGUGAAGUGUGCGUACACAAUUUUGACAAAACAACAGAAUUUCAAAUUCUUGACUGCCCAACGAAUUUUGACUACAACUACUUCCCGCUGCAGAAUACUAUAAUACCCACUCAGAAGCCAGAAACCUUUUACGCUAUCAAGGAUUACCUAAAACGUACGUCCUCUUCCACAGAACAAUACUCAACAAAAUUCAACUCAGACAGUAACGACAGUCUUAGUUCAGUCAGCAUCAGUCCACCACCAAUAACAGAAAACAAAACCAGUUUUAACCAUGCAGAAACAAAAAUUACCAGACACAAACAGAACAUUCAUCUCUGGCAAUUUUUGAAGGAGUUACUGCGGGAAGCCGACAAACAUAAUAAUUGUAUCAGAUGGCUUAGCAACAAAGAUGGCAUUUUCAAAAUCGAAGAUUCUGCUCAUGUUGCUAGGUUAUGGGGUCAGCGCAAGAACCGACCAGCUAUGAAUUAUGACAAACUCAGUCGAUCUCUCCGCCAGUAUUAUAAGAAAGGAAUUAUAAAGAAGACAAUUGCUUCCAAACGGCUGGUUUACCAAUUUGGUGCUUGCUACUUGUAA
Molecule: messenger RNA, 1245 nt
Organism: Acanthosepion pharaonis
Lineage: Eukaryota; Metazoa; Mollusca; Cephalopoda; Sepiida; Sepiidae
Source: the annotation of a GenBank genome assembly